AUGGAAGCCGACCCCAGGUCAUUUCAAGCGGUCAAUAUUGGAUUGAAUCGGGUCGAGAGUGGAAAGGCAAGGUUUACUCACAACGACAUAUAUACACCGCCUCCAGUGUCACAUUGGAGGAACAAUCUGACUGCUCUGUCCCAGCGAUUCAAUCUCUAUUUAGUCGCCUCCGACGAAAAUGUCGUCGUCUACAAGCCUGAUUUCCCCUUUCAGAGGCUGGGAAGAAUGGCCCACCUGGUCAUUGCCCCAGACAUGGCCAAUCCAGAUGCCCAGGGCUACAUAGACCGCCACAGGCCUCAUUCUAUCAACCAUCUGGUAGUGGGUGACCUCGGAACAGAAGAAAUCCUGUUGAUAGCUACUGACUCUGGUAAUAUCACUGCCUACUACACCAGAUCCGUGGAAGAGGCCAUCCGGAAAGAACCAUAUCGUUUCAGCAAUACUGCAACCGCUGAAUAUGGCAACGUUCGUCCUUUCUUCUCCGAGUGGGUUUAUGAAUCCGCCUGGGGUUUGUCAAUUCAUACUCAGGCUCGCAUGCUUGCCGUAUCAGCAAAUACCCCACAUCACAUCCCCAUGGACGAUCCCUGUGCAAAGGUUACCGUUUUCGCAUUUGCAUUGACAGCUGAUGACGAGCCUGCAAAAGAACCCAAUCAGGAUGAUGACGACUCCGAUCUUGAUCGAUUCUCUCAGUGGCAUGAAUGGGAUGCCGCCCACCAUGCUGGACUCCCGCCUCGAGACAAGAAUUACAAGAUCACUCUUGCUGGCUUUGAGGGUCAUGAUGCCAACAUUCCAAGCAUUUCUUUUGUGAAUACGCCUCAGGACCCACAAGGUAAAUGGCUGAUAAGUACCGACAUCGACGGCAAUACAAAAAUCUGGCACAUCUGGCAAGCUCUUUGUCAUAAAUCUUGGAACUUUGCAGAGAAUAACAUUCGUGCAGGCUGGCUAAGGCGCCGCGAAGGGGGCUGGGCCGUUGCUGCCCUUGACCCUCGAUGCUUCCGGUCAGUUCGAACCAUGGAAGAGUUCUGUGGGCACUCAAGAGCGCCUCCCUACCAUGGCCACGUUGGUGAAAGCUAUGACAUCACAAACAUAGUUCGCCUUCGCACACCUGGCAAUAGCCAUGCUCAUCCGCUCAUGGUCGACACGUCUGACGACUCGGACGAACCAGUUGAGCCUGAAGAUGCAAUUGAACUGUGGCCGGAAUCCGACGAUAUCACCAGCACCGAUCCAGAAGACUUGCCUACAUAUCAACCCAGCCCCAAUCAAGAUGACAUUGACCGCUUCCAGAACGAUCAAACUACCUCUCGCUCUGUACAUUCUCCGCAAGGACACUCUUCCACUGCCCUGGUGAUUCAGGAAAAUCGCACGGGAGAAGAUGUAGCAGUUGCCAUCAUGGAAGAUGAGGAGGAGGAUUUCAUGUCCUUGGAAGAGGACGAUGGUCAACACGAGUCAAGCUCAGAUGGCCUGGAUGAGGGCCUCUCGUCAACCAGCCAUCGCAGCAUGACAUCUCUUUCUAGUCUUGCCCAGCGGAACAGCCAGGAUAUCGAGGAGAACGAGAGGCUUCUGCUUGCAAGCCAGAAUAGCCCGGGUGAGACCCCGAACCAAAACAAAGUGGCCAACACUUUUGCCACAGCAAAGCAGCAACCUUGGACAUCCAGCAGCUUUCAAGAUCCUGCUGUUCCUGAUAUUCCAAUGCUUCACUGCAGCGCCUCGAAUUUGAGAUUGUUGAACGGUCCAGACGCAGAGUCACCACACAUUUUCUGUGCCAAUCUUCUGAAGCAGGCUUUACCUCCUGUUAUCGAGAGAAACGGCCUAGGAAAUUUUGAUAGAUUAAAUAUGGUCCAUCAGAUUCCCGAUCUUGGGGUCGUCAUCAUCGCCUCUCAAAUUGGCCGAUGUGCUGUUUGUACUCUAACUCGGAAUGGGAAAACAAGAGCCCCUGGCCUCCGUGUUGAUUGGAUAUUGCCGACGAGAAAGCAAGAGUCAAAAAAGCUGCGACCUGUGAGACCACUACUAGGUAUUGCAAUAUCACCUGUGCAAGGACGUGCGAGCUGCCAGCCGAAGAGCCCCAGCCCCGAAGAGGGAGGUACGAUUGCCUGGGGAACCGAUGGAGUUGUCGAUGGUGUAGCUACGACCUUUGAUCCAGUUGUACUACUACUGCGCAACCGAGGAUGCAAAUCUGACGAUGACUUUCAAUUUAGUCAUGAAGAUGAAGCGGAAAGCAGUUCGCUGGUGGCGAGACGUGCUAAGCGCAAACGUCCGUCAUAUGCGCGAAAAGAGGCAGAUACCUCGUGUCACCCCUCAGAGUUUAGGAAAUGGACGAUGCCUGCUCAGACUGAAUCUUGGGCGUCUGCCGAAAAUAGUCGUCGCUACAGACUCAUGUUGACGUACUCAGACUUCACUGUCUUCACUUACGAACUAAGCCGUGGAGUGGAAAGAGACGAUGUUGCUCAGAGAGAAGUCUCGGUCUUUGACCUACUGGAUUGA
This is a messenger RNA of Exophiala aquamarina CBS 119918, 2478 nucleotides long. RefSeq lists its product as uncharacterized. The record is from RefSeq and is a predicted model, not a curated record. The transcript has a single exon. Bases 1 to 2478 code for a protein of 825 amino acids. NCBI's taxonomy places the organism in Eukaryota, Fungi, Ascomycota, Eurotiomycetes, Chaetothyriales, Herpotrichiellaceae.